Macrosteles quadrilineatus (aster leafhopper) is the source of this 6339-nucleotide messenger RNA. Its product is annotated as transcriptional repressor scratch 2-like. Gene Ontology annotation, molecular function: DNA-binding transcription factor activity, RNA polymerase II-specific; RNA polymerase II cis-regulatory region sequence-specific DNA binding. NCBI's taxonomy places the organism in Eukaryota, Metazoa, Arthropoda, Insecta, Hemiptera, Cicadellidae. Gene Ontology annotation, biological process: regulation of DNA-templated transcription. Bases 151 to 1269 code for a protein of 372 amino acids. The transcript is spliced from 3 exons. The record is from RefSeq and is a predicted model, not a curated record.
AGCCUCUGGGGUCGAUUUGUUCGGUUCGGUUUUUUCUCUUUUUUGUGUUUAUUUUUCCUUAUUCUUCUCGCUGGUUUUGUGUGUUGUGUGUGUCUCUGUGUCUAUGUCGCCCCGCAACCUCCCUCCCAACGCUGCCUCCCCCACGUGAUAAUGCCGCGCUGUCUGAUGGCCAAGAAGUGGAAGUCGUACCCGUGGCCCCAGGCUGCGGAGGAGGAGGAGGAAGAGAUCGACGUCGUAGGAGAUGCUGUCGGGCCUUCGCCCCAGUGCUGGGGUCCGUCUAGUCCCACCGCCGCCGCCACUGCCCCCAGUCCGCCUCCGCAGUCGCCGCUACCCUCCGACACUGAUACUGGCCGCACCAUCCUCUACCAUACAGGCUAUGAUCUUCCCCACUACUCCGCCUUCCUCCCUCGCGAGCCGUCGGUCACGCCACCGUCCUACGCCACCCUCCAGACGCCCUCGGAGUCCCUCAGGGCAGUUCCUCGGCCCAAGUCUCUGGCCAUGUGCUACACCAGCACGGGCGCCGCUCUGUCUCUGCCGCCGAAAAAGAAGGACAUCUACAGGCCUUACUCCCUGGACGACCGGCCCUCGUUGCCAUGGAGACCUGCCGAGGAGGAUCUGUCCGCCGCUCAUGCUAUCCUCGACCUUAGUGCUUCCACGCCUGCACCACUGCCACAAGUACAGGUAGAAAGCAAGCAGUCACAGGGCAAAACCGUCGCUUACACCUACGAGGCCUUCUUCAUCAGCGACGGGCGGUCGAAGAGGAAAACGGUGCCGGGAAUACUGGAGGACUCGAGGCCCAAAUACACCUGCAGCGAGUGCGGCAAGCAGUACGCCACAUCGUCCAACCUGUCGAGGCACAAACAGACACACCGGAGUCUCGACUCUCAGGCGGCCAAGAAGUGCAUGACCUGCGGCAAGGCGUACGUGAGCAUGCCGGCCCUCGCAAUGCACCUGCUGACCCACAAGCUGACCCACGGCUGCGGCAUCUGCGGCAAACUCUUCUCCAGACCGUGGCUGCUGCAGGGACAUCUCCGGUCACACACGGGGGAGAAGCCGUACGGCUGCGCUCACUGCGGGAAGAGCUUCGCCGACAGAUCCAACCUGCGCGCUCACAUGCAGACGCACUCACUCGACAAGAACUUCGAGUGUACCAGGUGUCACAAGUCCUUCGCUCUCAAGUCCUACCUCAACAAGCACCUGGAGUCCGCGUGUCUGGGAGACGACGACGUCCUGGGGUCGAACUCCCACAGCUAUCCUCCAUCCGUCUAGUCCUCGUUGUGGGUAGGAGUCCUCUUCUACUCUUCGGAUAUCUUCACUAACUAUCGACGACACUGUCUUCUAUUUUUUAGUUUGUCCUUAUCGAAACCGAAUUACUUUUCUAGUCAAAUCUAGUCACACCGCGAUACAGGGAGAUCCAAGAGGGAAGGGAUUCAGUGGCCUACGCCCUAGUCUCACGUAGCCUUAGUUAGACGCUGUGCACCGUCCACUUUACGUGUCUAGUCAGAGUAUCUAAGUCUUAGUUUUAACGAGAAUCAAAAGAGCGCUAUAGAUUUGUACCCGCGUGUUGUUAUAUCGUGUGUAUUAUUUCGGUUUCUAGUCGAGCGUACGCUUCGUUUCCGUUCAUGUUAGAUUCGUUAGAGAGCUAUGCGAUGAAGCGGUAGUUUUGUAAAUGAGUUUUCCGUUUUGCUCGUGUUCGAGUGUGAACAACGCGUUUCUAAACAACGAAGUAUUUAUCGAAAUAUACAACGAUGUACUAGUCAGUAUUUUGUAAGUAUCGGUAGACGUAAUUGUACAUAGGUGCACUUAUAUACAGUUUCAUUGAUCCGUUUUGAGGUUAUGUUUGUAUUUUGAGGGUAACAUUUCAUCGAAAUGACCGUAUGACUUUUGAUCUCACCCGUAGAGUAGGCAGACCACUAUUCAGUUGCCGUUUAGGUGUUAGAGUAGUCAUAUAUGUCGGGUUUAUAUUUUUUUUGCAAACCAUGCUUGUGAACUCAUAUUCUCUCUUAUUCACAUUGAUGUCAAGGUUUGAAUGUAAAAUAGUCAUCAGUUUGGCAGCGAUAAAAGACAUGUAAAAAGACACCGAUUUUCCGGUUCAGCAUCAAUAAUUUUUUGUUAUCUAUAGAAAUGGACGGACAGAAUGUUAUUUAAUACAAUAUUCCUUAUUCAUUUUAAAAUUUUUACUACUGAAUUUUACAUUAAAUUUAACACCCAUAAAUAUUUAAAUAUAUUUCCAAAAUGUUUAAGCAGGCAUGGUAUAGUGUUAUUUGCCUGAGAUUUUCGAUCCAGUCAUUCAGCUAGAGUUCCAAAGAUGUUUGUAAUAAAAUGUAAGAAACUUUGUUUUAUUGUAUAUACUUCGUUUUAAGUCAUGUAAAGAGUCAUGUAUAUUAUACAUAAACAAAACGGAAUUGAAAUCACAAUUUUCAAUUGGUAUCCGACUUUCAAUUUUUCUUCAAACCUUUUCUAAAACUCCUCAAAAGUUGAUAACUUAUUAUGUUCCCAAACGAUAAAUAUUUGGAAAAUAAAAUACAUCAGAGAAAACAGUAAAUGUUCAGAUCGGUUUUGUUACUGUAAUAUAUUGUUAUUGACGUUUCCGUUUGCUAUUCGUACCAUACAGUAACAUUCCAAGUUCUAGUCAGGGUCUAGUCCCUUAUUUUGUAGUCAUAGUGUAUAUAUUCGUGUAUAGAACGGCAGGGGAAGGUAUUUGUGCAAUAUGCAGUAGAUAGAGUGUGACUUGCGUUCCGUUUGCAUUUAUCAGUUAAAACAUUUAAAAAAAGGUGAUUCGCUCUGUUCUUAGGGGUUGCAAAUGUUUGCACAUUUCGUACAAUUUUUCUAUUGACUUCCUUGGUAAUAUUGUUUCAUUAAAUUGUAUGGUACCAUACAGGUAUGACUUAUUAAAACCACAAUUCUUUAAACUCACACUUAUUCUCUAUUGCAUGCAACAAUCUUUUUCUAAAUGCUUUACAUGUAUUUUGUCUCUAUAUAUAUUUAAUUAUCAUCUCCUUUUUACUUCUUUCCCGUUCAACAUGCUUAACAUAAAAUAUUUAAAUCCUCAAAAUACUGUUGAUAAAACAAUACAUUAAUUAUAAUUUCUUAUAAAUACGAAGUAACUACAUACGAUUUACACAAAACAUCAAUUUUUAUCAAUACGAAGUAAGUACAUUCAAUUUACACAAAAACAUCAAAUAUCAAAACCAACUACUUUCAUUGCACUCAACUCUAUUCUUCAUCUUCUCUUCACCCUGCUUUCCUCUUACUCUGUUCUACUGUCGCUUCUAUAAUGCUCUAAUGUAUACCUUCUAAAACUACCCUAUACUGUAAUACUCUAUCCCACUCUUCCAACUAUCUCUUCUUCCUCUUCUUCUUCUUCCUCUUCUUCUUUUCUUCUUCUUCUUCCUCCUCUUCUUCUUCUUCACAACUACUAUAACUUUCCUUCUGCGUUCUUCUUCGUCUCAAUCUGUCCACUUUAACCUUUCCCUGAGGCAUUUUUCCUCUGUUUACGCUUGACUGAGGUAAGUAGCCCAGAGCCGGGGGGUAGGGUUUAUUGGUUUUGGGGGGGGUCGCCCCAUGUUUGCUCUGCGGCGUCAGCAAACAUCACCGCUCAGAUGCCGUUUGUUGUGCGUGUUUGGACGGGCUUAGAGUGCUAAUUGUGAGCAAAUAUAAGAGCGCAACAUCAUUAGGCGUAAUCCUGUAAGCUCAUUAGCGGGACAAAAGACACAACUGUUGUGGUCAGACGAAAAGGAUUUCGUCCGCAUUCAUUGUUGGUAACAGCAUUGAAUGUAUAACACUAUAUUCAUUGGUAAAAGGAAAGAUAAACUUGUAUUCAUAUUCAAAGCUGUCAAUAAAUACGUCUUAUUAUUGAAGCGCCCACCGCCCACUAUGAGUUUUUUAUACAGUACUAUGAAUAUGGUUGUAGUGCUCACAGCAAAAUUUGAAAGUUGCUGAUUCAAUUUCAGAGUGUUCUUCAUUUUUAGACAAAUCUGUUAUACACCAAAAAUUUUUAAAAAAUUAUAAAAUUAUUGUGUUUCCCUUUUUAAAACGAGCAUUUAACAAAGAUUGUUUGAAGCUAUAGUCACUAGUCCUUCUCAAGUAUUGUUCCGCCCUUUACAAGAGAAGCGCCAGAACAGCCAGCAUUAGCGUAUGAAUGGGAACACAGAGCGCCAUUGUGACUGUAAAUCUUGCCGUAGCACCCCCGAACAAUAGUGGACGAUAUUUCAUCCCCAAGUAUUUUGCAAAGGUAAAAAGCACACGAUUCGCAAAUCCCGACAAUCCAGUAAUGGGUUUUAAUUCCGGUAAUAGUUAAAAACUCCAUCUCUCAUUCGGACGACAAUGAAUCCCCCGCCCCCUAACGGCUCCUGGGGGAACUAACCCCUGCCAAACAAACAAUGUCAUUCCAACGUCGGGGAUUCGCUUCGUUUACAACAUUGCGAUGUUCUCUCACUCUCUCUCUAUCCCCCUAUUUCUCUCUAACUCUUUCUCGCUCCCUCUAUUUUCUGUCUCUCUAUCCCGCAUGUCCCAAUGAAUACUCUCAUUUGCAUGCAAGUCACUACCUACUUUAGAAUAUGGAACUUUGAAAGUUGAUAAUUGUUGGGGACACUUAAAAUUGCUAUUGUAAAAGGGAGAUGUGGAAAACCAACUCUACACCAUUGUUUAUAAAGUGUUUUUUUCGUACAUACACUACUAUCCCACCAUUGGUAGUACAAAUACACAUAAUGGCACAUUUACACUCUCCUUCUCUUUCAUCUUUACCUCUUCUCAUCUAUCUCUUUUCUGUCUCUUUACUAGUCCACCCUUCACCUGUACUUCUGUAUCGUCUUUUCUUCAUCUCUUCACCUUCCACCUACUUUUUACUUCUUAUCUCUAACUUCUGUGUCUAUCUGUCUUCCAUAGUGUACUUUCGUGGUGCUACUAUUUUCUCCUUUACAAGAUUAUUCACUAACGUAUUCUACUAAUUCUGUGUGUACUGGCCCCGUAUUACAGAGCGAAUCAAGAUUGAAACGAGUGGGUUCUAGUCAAUGAAACAUUCCAACUAAGUACUUAAUUAGGAUAAGAAAUUUAGAAUAAGAUUGUAUAAAUAGUAUAAAGUUGUAAUAUAGAGCAAUAACUGACGAAAGUCACUUGUAACUCAGUCAUCGAUACUUACGUUUACAAUUAGAGUGUUAGGGUUGAAUUUUUGUAGAAAAUAGGCUGAAUGUUUCACCAAAUACGAAGCAAUGUUAUGAUCACUAUUCAGUAUUCAGAAGCGGUAAUAUUUACGUCAAUUACCUAAAAAAUAUUGUGUGAAAAACAAAAGUGCGAUCAAGAAAUUUGUCUAUUUGUUACAGUUUUAUUGAUAUUGUUGAGAAAUGUAAAGUUUUAUUGUUAUUUGUUGGUAACAUUGCUUCCGGCGUGUGUGCACGUAGUGAAUGACGUAGUGUGUGUAGAUGACACUUGAUUUUGUUACUAGUUUUUGUAAACUUGUAUUUUGUACAUUCAUUAUUGGCGAUAGCGCGGGGUAAGAUGACUUUGAGAACGAAAACUAAUGAGUGUUUUUUGUAGUAGUUUGUAGGUUUUUAUAACGUUUACCAAAAACUUUACCUGGGUUUUAAAAUUGUUUUACAACUUCAUAAUGUGACUAAUGUGUUUACAAAUUGUUAUAAUUGUCAAGUCAAUUGUAAGUUGUAAUAGUGUUUUACACUAGAUAUUGUUGGAAUGUGUCCAACAGCAAUAAUGCUAUGCAUAUUUUCGAUCUUGUAUAGUUGUAAUACUAUUGUACUACUUGGAACAUCUGGAGAACAAUUGUACUGUACUAGUGUCAAUUUCGAGAUUUCUUUUGCUUGUUACUUUUAUGGUACCAAAAAUUCUAAAAUACUUUUACAUUUCAUCAAAAGCAAUAUUGUAAGCAAUCAUGUAUGUCGAGUGUUCAUAAAAAGCAAUAUAUUUGUGAAAGUUCUUGUUCGAAAGGUGGUUUUAUCCUGUAAAAGCCUCGUAUUCACAAGCAAUAAUAUUGUAGGAGGGGGAACCCCCACAAUAAUGUGUAGAGCAAUAUAUAUAAUAGUAAUAUAUACGUAGGUUAAGUUAUACCCGUACAAGCUAGAUAUACACUCAUUCCCUUUCCAUUUUGGAUUAAAGAGACAUUACCAACUGGGACUUCCUAUCUUUCAUUCCAUUUCAACGAAGAACAAGCAUAAUGUGAUAGUUAAUGUUGACGUCUCCUUAAUUCAAAGUUUUGCCAGUAGAUUUGCUCAAGUUUGUUUCUCACUUAGGCCACGCCCCUCAUCCCAUCUCACCUAUCGUUUUACAAAUAGUGAUCGAAUUUUGUAUUAUAUUAUUAUAUUUUCGUAAUAAAUAGAUUGUAAAAUG